Molecule: messenger RNA, 4453 nt
Organism: Chiloscyllium plagiosum (whitespotted bambooshark)
Lineage: Eukaryota; Metazoa; Chordata; Chondrichthyes; Orectolobiformes; Hemiscylliidae
Source: RefSeq, a predicted model, not a curated record
AUGUUUGAUGCUGUUAGUUUGGUACUGUGGGUCCCAUCUUAUAUCCAGGAUAGUUCCUCAGUCCUGGCGAAUGGUUUCAGCCUGAAACGUUGAAUUUCCUGCUCCUCGGAUGCUGGCUGACUUGCUUUCCCAGCUUCAUAUCUGUCGCCUCUGGCUUCCAGCAUCUGUAGUCCUUGCUGUUCCCUCGUUCCUCAGUCUCUCUUGGCCCCGAAGGCGGUCAAAGUCAGUCUUUAUUCACUCGCGCUCUCUUUGUGCUCCUCGCUCUUCCCGGAAAAAGGUGGAGUGAGCAGUCUCCAGGGUAACGGGGCGGUCUUUACAAAUAUUGGCUUCUAGUCUCGGGUAAAAUCGACAGAGAAAUAGCAGACUGGAUGGCAAGCUGACAGAGAGCAGACCAGCGCCUGCUACCUUGGAGAAUUCCACCCGAACCCUGCGGGAACUCUCAAAACCAUCAUAAUGGACGAUAUUGCAGGAUGAAUUUUGACAAGACAGGCCUCUCCUGAAUGAUGCUUCACAUCGACAUCAUCGCAAAUGCAUCAACCAACAACACCUGUGCCGAUGAGUCGAGAUCCGUUCACAUCCCAAUUAUCUUCAUGACUAUUGGCGUCCUCUCCAAUGGUGUUGCUCUGGUCAUUCUGGUGAAGGCCUAUAAAAGGUUCAGACAGAAAUGGAGAGCAUCCUUCCUGCUGUUUGCCAGCGGACUGGUCUGCACAGACUGCUUGGGCCAUAUCAUCACUGGUUCCAUAACCAUCAGGGUGUAUGCCAUGAACAAAAACUGGGCAAGGAUUGACUCCUCGGGACAUCUCUGCCCAUUUUUAGGAACCAGCAUGGUUUUCUUUGGCCUCUCAGCCUUAUUCCUUGGCAGCGUCAUGGCAAUUGAACGGUGCCUGGGCAUCACUCAGCCCCUUUUUCAUUCUGCCAAGGUGACUUCACGCCGUGUCAUGUUUAUCCUGGGUGGCACUUGGCUGUUUGCCCUGGUAAUCGCUUUGCUCCCUGUUCUCCAAUUUGGAAAAUAUACAGUUCAAUGCACUCAGACCUGGUGCUUCCUAAACACAAAGGACAUCAAGUUUGGGGUGGACAGUGGAAUUCUGCUCCUGUUCUCGUCCUUGGGAUUGACUGCUCUCAGCAUUUCCUUCCUGUGCAACACCAUUAGUGGCAUGGCUCUGGUGAGAAAUCACAUGAAGAACAAGCUCAACAGACAAGGGAAAUCACACCAUGUAGAAAUGUUGGUCCAAUUAAUGACCAUAAUGCUUGUCUCCUGUGUUUGUUGGGGUCCAUUCCUGGUAUCCGUGGCAACAAUAGGCAGCUUAAAUGCAAGCCCAGAAGCAAUAACUUCACUUCUCUUCAGUGUUCGAAUGGCUGCCUGGAACCAGAUCUUGGAUCCCUGGGUUUAUAUCUUGCUUCGGAAAUCAGUUCUAAAGAAAAUUUGGAAAAUUACGAACAUGUGCAUGGGGAGGCAAAACAUUAGACUUCACAACUGGAACUGCAGCUCACUCCAAAGCACCAUUAAGUCAGCUGCUAUGGAAAGCUCACUGACUGCAGUUAAACGACAGCCAGAGAUAUCGAGAAUAAAUUAAACCAAGUGAAAGUUGUCUUUAACCAUGUGUUAUAUCAGGGCUGUCAGAGCCAUAACUGGACUGUGGAGGUCUCCAAACCCUGUCAAGUCCAGCCUUCCAGCUGUUCAGCCUCAAUUGUGCUUAAAUUUCUCAUUGGCUUACCUGUGCCCUCCUCAAGCAUUGUGGGUCUGGAAGGUUUGAAAAAUAAAUCACAAAUCACAAAACCAAGAUCUGUUAGUAAAGAUCUCCUGCAGAAUACAUGCAAAUGAGCUGAAACAUUAAUUCACAUUUUACUCAUGGCUCAUAAAGUUGUGCAAUAUUCACAUUUGGGUACAUGAAGCUAACAAGGUUGGACAUCAUUACAAUUUAUAAUUGAUGUAUUUGUACAGUUCACUGUAAUAUGUUGGAAGUUUUCAUAUUGAUGCUGUCAGACAGAUAUAUAUGAGCUGUCUUUACCACUUAUGAUUUCCAUAAAUAUAUAUGCACUUUUAAUCUGCUUCUCGGGCUCUGGGAGAGAAAUGUUCAUACAGAAAUCUGUGAGCAUAAUUGCUGGUUUCUUUUGGAAUGCAAUAGCUCAAGGAGCAAGCAGUGGCUCAGCAGGCUGAAUGGCCUUUUAUAAUUUUGUGACUUCUCAUAUCUGUAUGACGUCCUGACAUACUCCUCAACCUGUGGAAGACUUUUAACAUGAAAUUUAAUGGGUAGACACACCAGCCUGCCAGACACAGAAAGAUCCCAGUCAUGGCAAUGCAAUGGAAGAGUUGAUUUGUUUUGGCGGUGUUGGUUUAGGGAGGCCUACUCAUCAUGCUUCUAGGAGGAUCGGCUGCUCUUUUUAAAACAGUGCCAUGGGAUCUUCUGCAUAAAACAGGGUCCUCCUGUUAAUGCAGCACUCUGCAGGUACUGCAUUGUAACUUCACCUGCUCAUGUUCUGGAAACAUCUGAACAUUGCUGGAUGGAAAAACGUAGCACAAGCUUUUUUACCUUCAUUCAUUAAGCUGAAUCAGCAUUUAUUGCUCAUCCCAGAUUGCCCAGAAGGCAGUUGAGUGUCAUCCCCAUUGCUGAUGGGUCAGGAGUCACAUGUAGACAUGAUGGAUGGCAGUUUCCUUCCCCAAAGGGCAUUUGUGAACUAAAUGGAUAUUUUCCCCUGACAAUUGAUACACAGUCAUCUGUAGACUCUUAAUUCCACAUUUUUGUUGAAUUCACAGUCCAUUUUCUGCUGUGGUGGGAUUUGAACUCAGCCCCCCAAAGCAACACCAGGGUCCCUCAAUGAGCAGCCCAGUGGUAAUAUGACUAGGCCAUUGGCUCCCCUACACUGUUGACCUUACUCACAGUCACACAAUACUGGAGACAUUUGCUAAACAAUCUCUAGCAAUCCACCUAGAACUGAACCAGGCACAAGGUGAGAAAAACUCUCAAUGGCAUAUAGAUUUGGAAAUCAUAGGUUCAAAGUCUUUCCAAACAUGUUACAUGCACUGCACGUUAUUUCUCAGACUGCUCAUAACCUCCCUCAUUUCUCCUGUCACUUGCUCCCAAUCAUUGGUCAACUCUGGAGUUUACAAAUGCCUUCAUGUCAGGGUUCAAGUCAAUAGCACAGACAUGAGUCCUUGAUUUUACAUGAUACCAUUGGCAGUCACUGUUGCCACAAUGUGGCCAUUGAUGUUGGCUGUUGAAAGUAAGUGGUUGUACUGUUGCAAUGAUUCUGUGAUCUGAGGGCAUCGUUGAAGGGUCAAUGCCCAGAAAGCAGCGAGGAUUUGGAAUCGACAAACCUGCAAAGGCCUGACCUCGUACAAACCUAAAAAAUAUCAAUGCUUUGUGAUUUGGAAAAGAAAAAGACCAAAAAAAGCAUGAUUAGGUUUGAAAGAUUAUGAAAAAUCAUCAAAGUUAAUCACUCAAGAAGAGCAAUAUAGGGAAGUCAUUUUCAGUUUCUGCAUGUGUCUGAAGAUCUACACAGACACGCUGAUCAUGAAGAAUCAGGCUAAUAAUAUUUGAAGUUUGUGCUUCAGAUUACAAAUGGUUUUUCCUUGUAAAUAUUCACUCAGUAUGCUUGUUUUGAUACUUGCCAUAUUUAUUUAUUUCUCUGUGAAUGUAACGGCUGAGCCUAAGCUAGUGGAGCAAACCUGCUUGAUGCCAACAGUGGUGGGGGGAGGGGUGGGGAUGUCAAGUUGGCCACUCUUGCCACACCGCGCCUGAUUUUUAUUUCCAUUCAUUUCAACGGAAGAGGCACAUAAAUUACAUUUAUGUAGUGGCUUUCACAUCUGCAGGACCAUCCAUAGCACGAUGUAGCUCAUGAAGUACUUUCAAAGUUGCAGUGUAGGAUAUGCCACAACCAAUUUGUAUGCAAUGAGAUUCUAACCUGAUGUUGUUUGGAGGAUAAUUAUUUCCCAGGGCACUGGGGUGAAUGCACUUACUCCUUUUGUAAAUAGCAUCAUGAGGUACUGUAUUUUAUAUUCAUUUGGGAGACUAGACAUGGUUGAAGUUUAAUGUCUCCUUCAUAAGACACUCUCUCCAACAUUGCAGCACUCCCUCAGUACUAUACCGGAGUGUUCAGUUUGUAUUUUGUACUCAAGAGGUUGGAGUCAGACUGGAACCCCCAACCUCUGACUCCGAGGUCACUCAGAAUGAAAAUCGUGUGCAGUGUGACGAGGCAGUCAACUUGACAUACAUGUGCUUUGCUCUUCCCUGUCUGAUCAAUUUCUUUUCCCGUUCUUCUGUAAGGAGGGUUAAUGCGAAUGAAUUCUUUAAAUUAAAAUCACUGAGAAGAUUUUCAUAUGCAUUGCUGUUCGUAUUUUGCUCUGAUCACCACCAACAGCAGCACACACCUACUGUCCUGCUCAAAAUGUUGCAUACACUAGAAAAUCAACUUACCUUCCAGGCUAGGGGGAGAGGCUGAAUAGGCUGGGGCU